UCACAGCUUAAAGUGUCUUUUCCUUCAACUUUCUCAGACUCCAAACAGACUCAGAAUUAGGGUUCUUAUUUAAAAAAAAAAAAAAAUUAUGCCAAAUUCUUCAAUUUUUAAAUAAACUCUCAAUCACAGUAUUGAGGCUAAUCUGUAAUCAGCUCAAACAAAAUUUCCCUUUUUGUUUUAAUUUAAAUUAAAAAAAAUCAAUGGCUCACACCAACAAAGAGGUUGUUGGGGUUGAUAACACAUUUAGAAGGAAAUUUGAUCGGGAAGAGUAUUUGGAACGAGCUCGAGAGCGUGAAAGACAGGAGGAAGAGUCACGGUCUAAGUCCAAAUCAAAAGGUCCUCCAGUGCAGAGGAAGCCUUUGAAACAUAGGGAUUGUGAAGUGGACCUUGAAUCUCGGUUGGGAAAAACUCAGGUUGUUACACCAGUGGCACCUUUAAGUCAGCAGGCUGGAUAUUAUUGUUCAGUUUGUGAGUGUGUAGUGAAGGAUUCUGCAAAUUACUUGGAUCAUAUCAAUGGAAAGAAACAUCAAAGAGCGUUGGGUAUGUCUAUGAGGGUAGAACGGGCAUCUGUUGACCAGGUCAAACAGCGAUUUGAAGUCCUUAAGAAGCGGAGAGUUCCUGGAAGCUUCACAGAGCAAGAUCUUGAUGAGCGGAUCUUAAAGCAGCAACAAGAAGAGGAAGAACGGAAGCGCCAACGUCGCGAAAAGAAAAAAGAGAAGAAGAGAGAGAAGGUGGCAGAAGAGGAAACUGAAAUGGAUCCUGAUGUUGCGGAAAUGAUGGGAUUUGGGGGUUUCCGUUCAUCCAAGAAGUGAUCAUGUUUCAUCACUCCAUCCUAUAUUUGGAGUGAGUUUUGGCCAUGUAACCUUUGUAGCAUUGUACUAGUGACAGUUCUGUAAGGAACAGUCUAAUUUAGGUAACUUGACCUUUUAGAAAUUGUAUGUUCAUUUUAUAUUUCAUUUGAGACGUUCUAUGUUAACAGCGAAAAAGCAAAUUUCAUGGAAUUUCUCGACAUUUAUGGUAGAUUUUACUGGUGAGUGGUGAUGCCAUUCAUUUUCAUUCUUGUACAUUCUCCUUGCAGGAGAUACUGAUCAAUGAAUGAUUUUAAGGCUACCUUGUACCUUUCUUC
Molecule: messenger RNA, 1126 nt
Organism: Quercus lobata
Lineage: Eukaryota; Viridiplantae; Streptophyta; Magnoliopsida; Fagales; Fagaceae
Product: C2H2 and C2HC zinc fingers superfamily protein
Exons: 10
Coding region: 201-812 (203 amino acids)
Biological process (GO): mRNA splicing, via spliceosome
Cellular component (GO): U4/U6 x U5 tri-snRNP complex; spliceosomal complex
Molecular function (GO): nucleic acid binding; zinc ion binding
Source: RefSeq, a predicted model, not a curated record